AUGCCGAGGCGGCAAACAAAUCCGAAUUCCAACCCGCCAAACCAAACAGCCCCUCGAGCUACUGUGCAAUUGGUAAUGUCACAAUUGCUAGUUAUGCAGGCUAACCAAGAUCAACAUAAUCAAGACGUCCAACAACAAUUAUUAAUCGGACAGGCUAAUCAAGAUGAAACACACCAUCAAUUACAAGAAAUGCAACGACAACAACGUCAUGUAGUUCGCUUGCUCCACCUUUUAGAAGAGUAUGAAAAGGAUGGGAGAUACGAUCCAAUAAGAUAUAGUGGGAUUCUUUUCACUCUUCAUCAAGAUACGGAGGCUAACCAAGAUCAACAUAAUCAAGACGUCCAACAACAAUUAUUAAUCGGACAGGCUAAUCAAGAUGAAACACACCAUCAAUUACAAGAAAUGCAACGACAACAACGUCAUGUAGUUCGCUUGCUCCACCUUUUAGAAGAGUAUGAAAAGGAUGGGAGAUACGAUCCAAUAAGAUAUAGUGGGAUUCUUUUCACUCUUCAUCAAGAUACGGAGGUUGAGGAGGUUCGGAUUUGUUUGCCGCCUUUGGGUGGCAUUUUACAAGAAAUUCAACGACAGCAACGUCAUGUAGUUCGCUUGCUCCAUCUUUUAGAAGAGUAUGAAAAGGAUGGGAGAUACGAUCCAAUAAGACAGACAUAUAGCGGGAUUUAUAUUGGGCAUAUUAAUUUCGUUACUUAUGAACUAUAUAAUACUAAUAACGCAGCACACUAUUGCGCGUGUUCGUAA
This is a messenger RNA of Ambispora gerdemannii, 756 nucleotides long. NCBI's taxonomy places the organism in Eukaryota, Fungi, Glomeromycota, Glomeromycetes, Archaeosporales, Ambisporaceae. The record is from the annotation of a GenBank genome assembly.